AUGCACCUUCCUUCCUUUGGGAAGUGCGCUGACCGAGCUGUGGAAGAAGUGUUGGAGGGCCUGCUCAACUUGAAGAUGUUUGGCAGUGGGAAGAAGAAGUGGUUCGUGAGGAAGCACAAGAGGCAGUACCAGCAGCAGCAGAGGUCCACCAGGAGGCCGUGCACUAAACACAAGAAGCGCUGGGCUGCCCAGCUCCUCCAGCAGCACAGGCAGAAACUCCUGAGCGAGCUGGAUGUCAACGCCGUGCUCCCUUACCUGGUAUACGACAAGGUCUUCUCGCUAGGGGAGUACAAGGAAAUCCUGGGACAAGAGUCCAACAAGAGGCGCGCAGAAAUAUUUCUGGACUGCCUGUCUUCUAAAGGACCUGCUGCGUUCUGCUCCUUCUGCUCAGUACUGGAGGAGGUGUGCCCACACCUGCUUACCUGGUUUCUCUUGGAUGGAGAUGGUGGUGCUAUUGGCGAAGGAAACAAAGAGGAGGUUCCCAUGCUCCCAAACACUUCUGGAGAGGAACCUCUGUGCCCUCCUCCAGUGUACACUGACCCAGUGUUUGACUCGAGGAUACAUCCCAGCCCGACCGCUGGCUCCGUUACAGCUGCCUCCUCUGCGAGCACUGUCCAGGGCAAGCCAUCACUCCGCCGUAUAAAGGGCCGAAUUCACAGGAGCAAGAGCCUGGACAGCAUUGACCUCAUGGACUCCAAUAGCGCAGCAAUGGAGGAGACUGUCAUUUGGGAACAGCACACUGUAACACUCCACAGGGCACCAGGGUUUGGCUUCGGGAUAGCCAUAUCAGGAGGCCGAGAUAACCCUCAUUUUCAAAGUGGCGAGACCUCCAUCGUCAUCUCAGAUGUGCUAAAAGGUGGCCCAGCUGAAGGCCUACUGCAGGAAAAUGACAGAGUGGUCAUGGUCAAUGCUGUUUCCAUGGAUAAUGUGGAGCAUGCAUAUGCAGUCCAGCAGCUCCGUAAAAGCGGGAAAAUUGCCAAAAUUACAAUCAGACGGAAGAGGAAGGUGCACGUCCCCAUGGGUCGUCUCGGGGAACGGGAAACCAUGUCGGAACACGACGAGGAGGAGGACAGCUACGACGAAGAGAUAUACGAGACGCGGAGCGGACGUAGUGGCGCGUACAGCGGCAUGGGUGGAGCCAUGGGUAGGCGCAGCGGUAGGAGCUGUGGCCGAAGGGAGCGUGAACGUGAACGCAGCGGCUCACGGGAGAGGAGUCUCUCGCCACGUUUGGAUCGCCGCUCACAUAACCUGCCCCCUCGGCCUGCUAAAGUCACGUUAGUCAAAUCGCGCAAAAAUGAAGCAGAAUAUGGCCUGCGCUUGGCCAGCCACAUCUUCGUCAAGGACAUCUCCCCCGAGAGCCUCGCAGCCAGGGAUGGAAACAUCCAGGAGGGGGAUGUUGUACUGAAGAUCAACGGCACAGUGACGGAGAACCUCUCCUUGAUUGAUGCCAAGAAGCUGAUAGAAAGGUCAAAGGGCAAGCUAAAAAUGGUUGUUCAGAGGGACGACAGGGCGACUUUGCUGAACAUCCCUGACCUUGAUGACAGCAUUCCUUCAGCCAACGCCUCUGACAGAGAUGACAUUUCAGAUAUCCAUUCUCUUGCAUCAGACCAUUCCAAUCGAUCGCAUGACAGACUUAGAAGCAGCCGCUCCCGCUCUCCGGACAGACGAUCGGAACCCUCUGAGCACUCCAGACAUUCGCCACCUCAAAUAAGCAAUGGCAGUCACAGAAGUCGAGAUGAGGAGAGGAUAUCAAAAGGGGCUUCAACACCAGCAAAGCUUCCAGAGGAAGUUCCUCUACCCAAACCGAAAGAACCUGUUCUUGUUAGAGACGAGAAACAACUCCCACCGCUCCCAGAGCCGAAGCCAGUGUAUGCCCAGCCUGGUCAACCUGAUGUGGACCUGCCCGUCAGCCCAUCUGAUGCCCCCGUGCCAAGUGUUGCUCACGAUGACAGCAUUCUUCGGCCAAGCAUGAAACUGGUAAAGUUCAAAAAGGGUGAGAGUGUGGGACUGCGGCUGGCAGGAGGGAAUGAUGUUGGCAUCUUUGUUGCUGGAGUGCUGGAGGAUAGCCCAGCUGCAAAGGAGGGCCUGGAGGAGGGUGAUCAAAUUCUCAGGGUAAACAACGUCGAUUUUGCAAACAUUAUCCGAGAGGAGGCAGUGCUGUUCCUCCUUGAUCUUCCUAAAGGUGAAGAGGUCACCAUUUUGGCUCAGAAGAAGAAAGAUGUUUAUCGGCGGAUUGUGGAGUCUGACGUGGGUGACUCCUUUUAUAUCCGGACCCACUUUGAGUAUGAGAAGGAAUCUCCAUACGGGUUAAGCUUUAACAAGGGCGAAGUGUUCCGUGUGGUGGAUACACUCUACAAUGGCAAGUUGGGUUCCUGGCUUGCUAUUCGCAUUGGCAAGAACCAUCAGGAGGUGGAGAGGGGCAUCAUCCCCAACAAAAACAGAGCGGAGCAGCUCUCCAGCGUGCAAUAUACACUCCCCAAAACAGCCGGGGGCGACAGGGCAGACUUCUGGAGGUUCCGGGGUCUUCGCAGUUCAAAGAGGAACCUCAGGAAAAGCAGAGAAGAUCUUUCUUCACAGCCGGUGCAGACAAAGUUCCCAGCCUAUGAGAGAGUUGUAUUGCGAGAAGCUGGUUUCCUACGACCUGUGGUCAUAUUUGGACCUAUUGCUGACGUUGCGCGUGAAAAACUCUCUAGAGAAGAGCCAGAUCUUUUUGAGCUUGCAAAGAGUGAGCCCAGAGAUGCAGGAACAGACCAGAGAAGUUCAGGAAUCAUACGUCUUCACACCAUCAAACAAAUCAUAGAUAGAGACAAACACGCUGUGCUGGACAUCACCCCAAAUGCGGUGGACAGACUAAACUAUGCUCAGUGGUACCCAAUCGUAGUCUUCCUAAAUCCCGACAACAAGCAGGGUGUGAAGAACAUGAGGACAAGGUUGUGUCCAGAAUCCAGGAAAAGUGCCAGGAAACUGUAUGAGCGAGCCAUCAAACUGAGGAAGAACAAUCAUCACCUGUUCACAACCACCAUUAACUUGAACAAUAUGAAUGACGGUUGGUACGGUGCUCUUAAAGAGACAAUCCAGCAGCAACAGAACCAGCUGGUGUGGGUGUCUGAGGGAAAGGCGGAUGGCACAACAGAAGACGACCUGGAUAUCCACGACGACCGUCUGUCUUACCUGUCGGCGCCAGGUAGCGAGUACUCCAUGUAUAGCACCGACAGCCGCCACACGUCAGACUACGAGGACACAGACACAGAGGGUGGAGCGUACACGGACCAGGAGCUGGACGAGACCCUAAAUGACGAGGUCGGUCUGCCGACAGAGCCUGCCAUCACUCGGUCUUCUGAACCUGUGAGGGAAGACCCACCCGUCAUUCAGGACACCCCUGGUUACCCUGGAUACCAGCACCCUGUGCCGUCUGACCCGGCUAAUCGGAUAGACUCCACUGGCUUCAAGUUGCCAUCCCCGCAGCAGCAAGAGGAGGCUUCUCUGCCUGCAGCGGCGGUAGCGCCCCCUGCUGUUGAUCAGCCUGUACCGCUAGAGGCUUUGCAGCUCGAGGAGCCCCCCGCUGCAGCCGUAGCUCCUCAGGCUGACUCUCUUAGCAGCCCCAGCCCUGCCCCUGAGCUUAUUCAUCCCCCUCCACCACCAUAUGAACCCCACCCGGCUGGACCACCCGGUCCAGAAGCAAAGAUGUACAAGAAAGAUCUAUAUAAUAUGGACGAUCCUGUGCAGAUGAACCACGGAAUGAAGCAGUCAAUGAGCUACAGUCACCAGCCGCUGUACCAGGACAAGCAGCCAUACCGAGAAUACGACCACGCGCCUUACGGUUACGACAGGGGCGGCUACCCGGAACCAAAGUCUCACAACGCUGACCCUCACGUGCACUACGAGAACCGUGUGCCUCAUUAUAACGAGCAGUGGUCCCCCUACGACCAGCAGACCUCGCCCUCCCAGCCCGGCCACCAGCAACCUGUCGGCUACAACCUCCGAACGUACGAGGAUGGGCCCGGGAGGGACUACAGCCCGCCUCGGCCUCGAUACGAAGACCCGCUACCUGUGGGAUACGGGCCGCGCCACAGUAAACCCAUCCGUUACGAUGAACUGCCUCCGCCGCCGCUCCCCGCAAACUACGAUGCCCGCUCUCCUUAUGAGGCGGACAGUCACAACUUUCCCGUGGAAUCUCCAGAACCACCCAAGCAGUACUAUGGCGACUCCGCUCCAAGGCCUUCCUACAUGACGGGGCCUCAUCGGAGCGUCAAGGCAGGGAUGCACGAACCCACCAUAAACUCUGAACCUCCUAUUCUCCCACCUAAAACAGAGACUCUCACGUCCCCAAGUGAGUCAGCAGGCACUCCUGGAUCAAAGACGUUGUCACCUCUCCAACGGGAAGAGCUGGACGAAGACCCAGCCAUGAAACCGCAGUCGGUGCUCAACAGAGUAAAGAUGUUUGAAAAUAAACGUUCAGUUUCCAUGGACCGGGCAAAGGAAGGCGAAUCCUCCGUUCUCAGGCCAGCAGAUGUUCCCAAACCUUCAAGUGCACCUGGUCCUGUCCUCAAGGCAAAUUCCCUCAGCAACUUGGAGCAAGAAAGGCCCUCUUACAGGGCUCCUGAGCCCCAGAGGCCUCACACAAAACUGCUCGAUGACAUCAUGCGUAGCAAUCAUUAUGACCCGGAGGAGGACGAGGAGUAUUACAGGAAACAGUUGUCCUACUUUGAUCGUCGAAGCUUUGACAGCAAAACGGCGGGCCAACCCAAUCCUGGCAUGAACCGCUUCCACGAGCUGGCCAAACCAGCUCAACUGUCAUACCCGUACAACAGAGUGGAAUCUGUUGAGAAAGUGAGUCCAGGGGAGAAGCGAUUUGAUCUUCUACCUCAGAUUAGCCCAUCUUUUCAGUACGGACCUCCCGGUUCUGCCAUCCCUCCCAAUACACUGCCCAAACUCAGCCCGACUGAUGUGAAUUCCAUCCCUGAGCCGCUGACCUCGCCCAAUCCCAAAACCGAUCUGGCAGCCCUCCGACCUGUCAGCCGGGACGAAGCCACCCCUGUGAGCUACCCGCCCCCGAGGCCUCUCCCCGACAAGUCCCCUGUCAACGGCACGGAUGUUGCGCCCCAGAAAAGCGUGGCCGCUCCAUUUCCCAGCGGUUACAACCGCUACGUCCCCAAACCGUACACCAGCUCGGCACGGCCAUUCGAGCGCAAGUUUGAGAGCCCUAAGUUCAACCACAACCUGCUGCCCAACGACACGCAAGUAAAAAUGGAGCUCCCCGGCGUGCCGAACAACGGGAAGCUGCAGCUGUCACCUCAGCUGCCAGACCACGACAGCGGCCUGGACACCUUCACCCGCACUGUGGACAAUAGGCCUAAAUACCAGCACAAUAACAUCAACGCCAUCCCCAAAGCCAUUCCUGUCAGCCCCGGCGCACUGGACGAUGACGACGAGGACGAAGGACACACGGUGGUGGCCUCCGCCCGAGGUGUCUUCAACUGCAACGGGGGUGUCCUGAGCUCCAUCGAGACUGGCGUCAGCAUCAUCAUCCCACAGGGCGCCGUCCCGGAGAAUGUGGAGCAGGAGAUCUACUUCAAAGUGUGCCGCGACAACAGCAUUCUGCCCCCCCUCGACAAGGAGAAAGGAGAAACGCUGCUAAGUCCGCUGGUGAUGUGUGGCCCCCACGGCCUGAAGUUCCUAAAGCCGGUGGAGCUGCGCUUACCUCACUGUGCAUCCAUGACCCCUGAUGGUUGGUCUUUUGCUCUAAAAUCCUCCGACUCCUCGUCGGGUGACCCAAAAGGAUGGCAAAACAAAUCCCUCCCAGGCGAUCCAAACUACCUUGUGGGUGCAAACUGUGUUUCUGUGCUCAUCGACCACUUCUGA
Messenger RNA from Nerophis lumbriciformis (worm pipefish), 5862 nucleotides. Lineage: Eukaryota; Metazoa; Chordata; Actinopteri; Syngnathiformes; Syngnathidae. The record is from RefSeq and is a predicted model, not a curated record.